UUCCAACUUUCUCUCUUUUUUUGAACUUUUCAGCUGACCAAAUAGCAAAAGUCUUUUUCAUGGUUCUGAAAUCCUAUCAUAUGCUUCAUAAUUUCUGCUUUUUGUUUGGCCUGAUUUAUAUGUGCGAUGAUUCAGAAAUUCCUUUUGAUUUGAGCUGUUAUUGGCCAUGUACUAUUCCUCGUUUCUGAUAUUAUGGUUUUUGUUCGGGGAAAUCGCUUGAAUUAUAUUCUCUCCGGCAGAAAUUUAAUCCGUCAGAUAUGCUCCACAUACCCAUUUCGCCAUUUUUAUCAGCACCCAAAAAGCUACUCUAAGUAUGCAAUACCUUCCAAUGAAAUUCUAUGCCUAUAUGUGCGCGUUUCCUUGAAUUCCUUAUACUCUACUAAGGCCCCGUCGAGAUCUUUUAGAAGGAGAGAGCGUAAGAGAUCACAAUCUAAUGCUGAAACCCCUCUUAAUGAAGCCCAAUUUCAACGUGCGGUUUCCCAGCUUCCUCCGAGAUUCACUGCCGAAGAGCUUUGCAAUGUCAUAACCCUCCAAGAAGAUCCCAAAGUGUGCUUGGGGCUAUUCAAUUGGGCUUCGCAACAAUCGAGGUUUAGGCACGAUGUUUGCACUUACCACAUUACAAUAAAGAAGCUUGGUGCAGCAAAAAUGUACCAAGAGAUGGAUGAUGUUGUAAACCAAGUGCUUGCUCUUCCGUAUGUUGGUUCUGAGGCCCUUUUCAAUACCAUCAUCUAUUAUUUCACGGAGACGCGGAAGCUGACUCGAGCUGUCAAUAUAUUUAAGCACAUGAAGAAUAGCAGAAAUUUGGAUUGUAGGCCUUCUGUUAGAACCUAUAAUCUUCUUUUUGCGGCGUUCUUGAGUCGGGGAAAUAAUUCCUAUAUAAACCAUAUUUAUAUGGAGACUAUUAGAUGCUUGUUUAGGCAGAUGGUAAAUGAUGGGAUUGAGCCUGAUAUUUUUUCUUUGAAUUCUCUUAUAAAGGGUUAUGUACUUUCUCUUCAUGUUAAUGAUGCUUUAAGGGUAUUUCAUCAGAUGGGUAUGGUAUACAAGUGUGUGCCCAACUCAUUUUCCUAUGAUUAUUUGAUCCAUGGGUUAUGUGCACAAGGCCGCACAAACAAUGCUAGGGAGUUGUGUGAUGAAAUGAAGGAAAAAGGGUUUCUUCCGAGUAGUAAAUCGUAUAACUCGGUCGUGAAUGCUUUGGCUCUUGGUGGAGAGGUUGAUGAGGCAGUGAGGUGCCUAUGGGAGAUGAUUGAAAAGCGGAGGUCAGCUGAUUUCAUUACCUACAGGACUGUCUUAGAUGAGAUCUGCAGACGAGGAAGGGUAGGAGAGGCCAUUAGGUUGUUGAAGGAGUUUCAAGAAAAAGACAUUGUGGAUGGGCAUACUUACAGGAAGCUUCUAUAUGUGCUUGAAGAUGACUUUGGAAAUUCAGUUGACAAAAAUCAGUUUGGAUACUGAGCGUGAGAUCUUCAUCAUUACAUGUAACCUGUCGUACUUGCUUUGAAUUGAAAGUUAGCUGCAACAGCUUUAAAUUAUCUAGUGCAAGUCUGCUAGUAUUACAUGCAUGUUCUGAGAGGUUAUGUGUGGUUAAGCUUGGGUGCAGAACUUUAUGAAAUUCUCCCUUUGCAUGAGUUAUUAUCAAUCAUCUAUAAAAUUGAGAAUUAAAAACCAAAACCAUGAUCUUCAGUUUAUUUAUAUAUUUUUUUAACAAUUUAUUUUCUGCUUCAUUAUCUUCUGUGUAAAC
This is a messenger RNA of Corylus avellana, 1735 nucleotides long. Its product is annotated as pentatricopeptide repeat-containing protein At2g27800, mitochondrial-like. The record is from RefSeq and is a predicted model, not a curated record. Gene Ontology annotation, molecular function: protein binding. Lineage: Eukaryota; Viridiplantae; Streptophyta; Magnoliopsida; Fagales; Betulaceae.